CGCAUACAUCAGCGGUGAGCAAUCCCCACAGUGAAUUUUCAACGCGAUUUUGCAGAGCUUCCGCGUUGAAACCAUCCAACCCCCUUAACCUUAAAUUCGUUGUCUUCACUUCCUUCCUUCCUUCGCGUGUGAUUACAUUUUCUUCUUCUGCAGGACCAAAUUGAUAUACAAGAUCAUUGUUUUAGAGAGAGAGAGAGAGAGAGAGAGAGGAUGUUUGGUUCAAAGAAAACUCCUCUGAGAGAUGCUAAACCUACCUCUGUUGACCAUGCCCAUAACCCCUUUGAUUCUGAUGAAGAUACAAAAGAUAACAAGUAUAAUUCUUCUAAGAAGACUUUGACCAACACCAACCCCUUUGAUGAUGAUCAUGUUGAUGCCACUGGCCACUCUUCAUCAUCUUCUUAUGGCCUUUCGUCUACCCAUCGAAAUAGGUAUAAGAACGAUUUCCGCGACUCAGGGGGGUUGGAGAGUCAAUCUGUGCAGGAAUUGGAGAACUAUGCUGUUUACAAGGCUGAAGAGACGACAAAUUCAGUGAACAGUUGUUUAAAGAUAGCUGAGGAAAUGAGAGAGGAUGCUACCAAGACUUUGGUGAUGCUGCACCAACAGGGUGAGCAGAUUACAAGGAGUCACCAUGUUGCUGCUGAUAUUGAUCACGAUUUGAGUCGGGGAGAAAAGCUGUUGGGAAGUCUUGGUGGCAUGUUCUCCAAAACUUGGAAACCUAAGAAGACAGGCACGAUAACUGGCCCUGUUGUUUUUGGAGAGGAUCCAGUGAGAAAGAAGGGCAACCACUUGGAGCAAAGAGAGAAGUUAGGAUUGACUUCUGCCCCUAAAGGGCAGUCAAAGUCACGUACAACACUUUCUGAGCCAUCAAAUGUGCUUGAAAAAGUUGAGGUUGAAAAAGGGAAGCAAGAUGAUGCACUGUCAGAUUUAAGUGAUCUCUUGGGAGAACUGAAAGGCAUGGCCAUUGACAUGGGAUCUGAAAUUGGGAGCCAAAACCAAGCCUUGGAUGGUUUUGACAAUGAUAUGGAGAAGUUGAUCGUCCGCGUGAAUGGUGCUAAUCAACGUGGUCGUCGUUUGCUUGGGAAAUAGGGGUGUAUAUCAUGAGAUCGAUACUAAUUUUUACUAUGCAUUAGUCAAUCAAAGGAGCUUCCAAUGUUCCAGGAUACUGAUUUCAAAUAUAGUAAUGUACAAUACGCUUGUGAAAUUUUUUUCUCUGAAAUAUGUAUAGUAUUGGUUGAUUUGAGAUUAUUUAUGAUUCAAAUUUUCUAUCGUCAAUAUGGUGAUUCCUACUC
Molecule: messenger RNA, 1289 nt
Organism: Glycine soja
Lineage: Eukaryota; Viridiplantae; Streptophyta; Magnoliopsida; Fabales; Fabaceae
Product: SNAP25 homologous protein SNAP33-like
Exons: 6
Coding region: 211-1086 (291 amino acids)
Cellular component (GO): SNARE complex; plasma membrane
Molecular function (GO): SNAP receptor activity
Source: RefSeq, a predicted model, not a curated record